Messenger RNA from Pectinophora gossypiella (pink bollworm), 2259 nucleotides. RefSeq names its product probable dolichyl pyrophosphate Glc1Man9GlcNAc2 alpha-1,3-glucosyltransferase (gene xit). Gene Ontology annotation, biological process: protein N-linked glycosylation. Gene Ontology annotation, molecular function: dolichyl pyrophosphate Glc1Man9GlcNAc2 alpha-1,3-glucosyltransferase activity. Gene Ontology annotation, cellular component: endoplasmic reticulum membrane. Lineage: Eukaryota; Metazoa; Arthropoda; Insecta; Lepidoptera; Gelechiidae. The coding region runs from base 131 to 1708 and encodes 525 amino acids. The record is from RefSeq and is a predicted model, not a curated record. The transcript has 8 exons.
UGCCGGCCGGCUGUCAAUGAAUUGUCAUUUUCACACAGCUGAUGUAAGUGGUAGAUAAAUAAAAUUAAUAUUUUUGCCACACACCGGCACCGCCAAUAUAUAUAAAUAAACAUAUUUCCCUGAGGUAAAAAUGAUUACACAAAUAGCGGUGAUAAUGACGGCAGUCAAAUUCUUUUUCAUACCACUCUACCGCUCUACAGACUUCGAGGUCCACAGGAAUUGGUUGGCAGUCACACACAAUCUUACAAUUGAUCAGUGGUAUUACGACACUACUUCAGAAUGGACACUGGAUUACCCACCAUUCUUCGCUUGGUUGGAGUAUGGGUUAUCCCAUGUGGCGAAGUGGUUUGACCCGCAAAUGUUGCACCUUACUAAUUUGAAUUAUGAUUCGAACAUGACUGUAUUGUUCCAGAGGCUCUCUGUGAUUGUACUGGAUUUUUUUUAUAUCCUUAGUGUAAAAAGUUGUUCAGAUCUUAUAAGCAAUGGGAAACUCCUUGUAUUUAUACUGUUGGUCUCAAACCCAGGUUUGCUGAUGGUUGAUCACAUACAUUUCCAAUAUAAUGGAUUUCUGUACAGUUUUUUGUUGUUCUCAAUAUCAAAUAUGAUAAGAUCAAAUUACCUACAAGCAGCAGUAUGGUUUGCUGUGCUACUGAAUUUAAAGCACAUCUACUUGUAUGUGGCACCAGUAUAUGUUGUGCAUCUGCUCAGAGCUUACUGUUUCACGGUGUCAUCCCCUGAUGGAAUCCAUACUCCAUGGUAUUCCUUCUCUAUCACAAACCUUAUCAAACUCGGUGUCACUGUGGUUACUGUAUUUGCAUUGUCUUUUGGACCUUUCUAUAAACAUUUGCCACAGAUAUUGUCAAGACUGUUUCCAUUCAAAAGAGGUCUAUGCCAUGCCUAUUGGGCACCAAACUUUUGGGCUCUUUACAACUUUGGGGAUAAAGCUUUGCAAAUAGUAUUGCCUAGGUUUGGUAUUGCCAUUGCUAAGACUGAAGCAGCUAUGACUGGCGGACUAGUACAGGAAUAUGAGCAUGCAGUGUUGCCAUCUAUAAAGCCGAGUCUAACAUUUAUUUUGACAAUAGCGUCCAUGAUCCCAGCAUUAGUCAAGUUGUGGCACCUUGGAGCUGACAGGAGGUACAGGACUUUGAGCUUUGUGAGGUGUUUAGUUGUCUGUGCAACAUGUUCGUUUAUGUUUAGUUGGCAUGUGCAUGAGAAAGCCAUCCUAAUGAUUCUAAUACCGCUCAGUUUCCUUGCUGUUUUGGGAGAUGUGGAUGGAAAACUGUUUCUUAUUAUCUCUACGGUGGGACAUUAUUCACUGUUCCCUCUUCUUUACCCUAAGAAUCUUCUGUCAAUCAAGAUAUUUAUGCUAUUAACGCAUUGUGCCAUUGCAUUUAGUAACAUUCCAUUGCUGUAUGUAAACCCGAAGUUGAAGGGUAGCAAAAGACGUGGCUUCUUACGUCUACCUAUGUUGGGGCAUCUAGAAUCGCUAUACAUCUAUGGACUUUUAGUGCUAUGUAUUUAUGAGAAUGCAAUUCAUAAAACUUUAGGUUUAGAUAAGAGAUUACCUUUUUUACCUCUUAUGUUCACAUCAGUAUAUUGUUCUUUAGGGGUACUGUAUUUCUGGAUCUGUUAUUACUAUUAUUUCUUGAAUUUUAAUCUUAGCAAAGUUUUCAUUGCUCCUAAUACAGAGGUUAAAAAGGUUAAAUAGACAAGUAGCGAAAGAAAAUCAAUGUACUUUUUGAAUUGAAUAUUCAAAAAUUGAAGAUGAAGGAAAUAUUUGUUUUCUAGUCUAAUGGAUAAACAUUCCAAACAAUUAAUAUUUUUGCAUUAAGUUAAAAAGUUUAUGAGAAUGUUAUUACAAAAUAAAUUAAUAAAUAUUACAAACAUUCCCCCCCUAGAUUGAGGGGAGGCCUGUGCCCAGCAGUGGGACGUAUAUAUAGGCUGUUUAUGUUGUUAUGUAAUUACAAACAUUACCCUCCUUCUGGGACAGUCAUCGGGUAGGAUGUAACAUCAAUGAUCUUUCCAGGCUAUGUUGCCCAAAAAUAUAUAGUUGGCGUUGUACAGAUUUAACGUACAAAAAUAUAUAAACAUAUUUGUUAUUAUCAUAUAUCCUAUAACACAAGUCUCAAGUAAGAACUUAGCUUAGGAUACGAUGGUUUAUUAUAUUUUAGAAACAAUGUAAAACCGUGUAAAAUUGUAAAUGUGUAUGUUAAGUAAGCUGUACAUCUUUUGAAAAUAAACAAUUUAUUAUUAUUAUAA